AUGAGGCGGGUCGUUUAUUGUGGAGUGGGUUCAAGCGAGUUUCUCAGGCCAGUCACCAGCAGCAGCUAUAGUGAAUCUCCCCAGGGUCAAAGUGAGGAUGACACUCUCCUGAGCUCUUGGAGCGACUUUGGGGACUUCUUCGAUGGCCUCAAGGACCUCCUUUCGCCCACCCUCCUUGAGGAUAUCGAGUCUUUCUUCCAUCACGUCGCCUGCCUUCUGGAUGACAAGACUACCGACCAGACUAAGUCACUGAUUGGUACUGCCUCCAGAAUUCUGGCCCAAAGCUUGAUCGACAAGAUUACAGGCUUUCUCGAUAACGCAAGUGCUUUGUUGACUGCGGAUUUUGUUCAUGAAACUCAGGGUCUUAUCAAGUCUGUCGCUCCUAUCCUGACUCCUGAAUUGUUCAAGGAAAUCAGUGGUCUGCUGGAUAGAGCUGGAAACCUCCUCACCAAGGACUUCAUCAGGGAAACCAAGGGUCUCAUUGGUACUGUGGCUCCCGUGAUCACUCCUGAUCUGUUUAAGGAUAUCAAGGGGUUACUCACCAAUUCCAAUUCGCUGUUGACUCCUCAGUCUACGCCUGAGUCUAUUAAGGGAAUCAACGGUCUGUUGAAAAAUGCCAACACUCUGCUUACUGCGGAGACUAUCAAGGAGAUUGAAAGCUUGUUGAAAAAUGCCAACACUCUGUUGACUCCAGAUACGAUCAAGAAGAUCGGUGGAUUAUUGAACACGGCCAAUGCCUUGCUGACUCCAGAGUCAGUGAAGGAAGUCGGCGGACUGCUGAUCGGCGCCAAUACCCUGCUUAUUCCCAAGUUCAUCCGCGAAACCAAGGGCCUGAUCGGCAGCGUGGCUCCUGUUCUAACGCCCGAGGUUCUCAAGGAAGUCAAAGAGAUCAAUAGUCUGCUGUCAAAUGCCCAUGCCCUACUGACUCCCAAAUUUGUCAAGGAUACCAGUGGCCUGAUUGAGGGCAUCACGCCUGCCAUCACGCCGGCCCUGCUUGCUGAGGUCGGCGGUCUUCUUCACACGGCUUGCAGUCUUCUGACUGACAAGUUCGUGGAAGACACUGCAUACCUGAUCAGCAAUGGAACUAUGCUGCUCAACCCAAGCUUCGUUAAUGGUACUCGUGGGCUCAUCAAGGAUGUAUCGCCGAUCGUCACUCCUGACCUCCUGGCACAGGUGGGUGGCUUGCUCGAUAAUGUGGACGAGCUUCUCUCGAAGAAAUUCGUCAAUGAAACGCAAACUUUGAUCGAGGAUGCUGCGGAUCUUCUCCCGCUGGUUAUGAAGAUAAUUGGGUCGUUGUAA
Molecule: messenger RNA, 1299 nt
Organism: Penicillium atrosanguineum
Lineage: Eukaryota; Fungi; Ascomycota; Eurotiomycetes; Eurotiales; Aspergillaceae
Exons: 5
Coding region: 1-1299 (432 amino acids)
Source: RefSeq, a predicted model, not a curated record